AAAAACAGCACAAAGAAAAAAGUCAGAAAAAGAGCAACCAACCUUUCAAUCAUAAUUCCAAAAAACGCAUCCUCUUCCUCCUGGAUUCUCUCUGUCGCUGCUAACCUCCAGCCGCUGCUGCCAGCUUAAGCUACAGAAACAAGGAAGGAAGGAGACACAGUUCCAGCACCACCAGCCAAACUUUCGGAGAAACAAUGGCAGUUGCAGCAAUGGCAGGGGGAGUCGAUUCGCUGAGCGACCGAGCCGCCAAGAUGAAAGAAGCUCUUCUCAAGAGCCAAACCAUCACCGAGAACGUCGUCUCCAUUCUCGGUUCCUUCGACAGCCGCCUCUCCGUCCUCGAGACCGCCAUGCGUCCCACUCAGAUUAGGACGCAUGCUAUACGAAAGGCUCAUGAGAACAUAGACAAGACUCUCAAGGCUGCUGAGGUUCUGUUGGCUGAAUUUGACGUCUCUCGACAGGCAGAGGCACAAAUAUUGAGGGGACCGCAUGAGGACCUUGAAAGUUAUCUGGAAGCUAUUGAACAGCUGAGGAAAAAUAUUCGUUUCUUCAGCAGUAACAAAAGCUUCAAGAGUGGGGAUGCAGUGCUCACUAAUGCAAAUAACUUACUAGCUAAGGCCAUAUCAAAGCUAGAGGAUGAAUUUAAGCAGCUACUAGCGUCUUACAGCAAACCCGUCGAGCCUGAUCGUCUUUUUGAGUGCCUUCCAGAAUCAAUGCGACCUUCUGCUGGAUCCCCUGCAAACCACGGCGACCCUAAUGGCUUAGGUCCUCAUUCCCAUAACCAUUCUGAGCAGCAGAACAGUAAUGCGGAGGCUGCAAGUUUUAAACCCCUUGUCCUGAUACCCCCAAGAACUGUUCCUUUGCUACAUGAUCUUGCCGUACAUAUGGUUCAAGCUGGGCACCAGCAGCAAUUGUUGAAGACUUACAGGGAUACACGAUCCUCAGUUUUGGAAGAAAGCCUUAGGAAACUGGGGGUUGAGAGACUGAGUAAGGAAGAUGUUCAAAAGAUGCAAUGGGAGGUCUUGGAAGCAAAGAUUGGAAAUUGGAUUCACUUCAUGCGGAUAGCAGUCAAGGUCUUGUUUGCUGGUGAAAGGAGACUUUGCGAUCAAAUCUUCGAUGGCUUUGAUUCUCUUCGAGAUCAAUGUUUUGCCGAAAGCACAGGCAAUAAUGUGUCAAUGCUUCUCAGUUUUGGAGAAGCCAUAACCAAAAGCAAGAGAUCACCAGAGAAAUUGUUCGUGCUUCUAGACAUGUAUGAGAUUAUGCGAGAACUUCACUCGGAGAUUGAGUCAGUUUUCGGCGGUAAAGUUUGUGCUGAAAUUAGGGAAUCUACAUUUGGUUUGACAAAGAGGCUUGCCCAGACAGCUCAAGAAACUUUUGGCGAUUUUGAAGAAGCUGUUGAGAAGGAUGCAACUAAAACAGCUGUACUGGAUGGAACUGUUCAUCCCCUGACUAGCUAUGUUAUUAACUAUGUAAAAUUCCUUUUCGACUACCAAUCGACGUUAAAUCAACUCUUCCAAGAAUUUGAAACUGGGGGAGAGACAGUGUCACAGUUAGCUACAGUGACCAUGCGGAUAAUGCAGGCUCUUCAAACCAAUUUGGAUGGAAAGUCUAGGCAGUAUAAGGAUCAAGCUUUGACGCACCUGUUUCUGAUGAACAAUAUUCACUAUAUGGUCAGAUCUGUCCGCAGAUCCGAAGCCAAGGACUUGUUGGGAGACGAUUGGGUUCAACGACACAGAAGAGUUGUGCAGCAGCAUGCAAAUCAAUACAAAAGAACUGGUUGGGGAAAGGUGCUCUUCUCUCUUCUCCAUAUCAAGUUUGAGUGCCUUUUCAUUAUAAGGAUAAUUAAAUGCGUUGAGGAGAAUCUGGCUCAUGGAGUAGUGAACCUUUUCCAGAUUCUUCAAUGUCUCUCUGCUCAAGGUCUAACUUCAUCUGGAGGAAGUUCUUCAGCACCUGGUGAGAGUGGAAGUGGCAGUGGUGCUUCAAGGGGAUUGGUUAAAGAGAGGUUCAAGGUCUUCAAUACACAGUUUGAGGAACUCCACCAAAAACAAUCUCAGUGGACGGUACCUGACACCGAGCUGCGAGAAUCUCUGAGGCUUGCAGUCGCUGAAGUCUUGUUACCUGCCUACAGAUCUUUUGUAAAACGUUUUGGGCCACUAGUCGAGAGCGGGAAGAACCCACAGAAGUACAUCAAGUACUCAGCCGAGGACCUGGAGAGAAUGCUGGGUGAGUUUUUUGAGGGCAAGACGCUGAAUGAGCCGCGGCGGUAGACGCUCAAGACACUCAGACCACCACACCGGUUUCCCUUUCCUAUUAUACCUUUUGCUGUUGUAAAUUGAUGGAAAGACUGGGACUCUGGGUACUCUAGCUGCUAUAGUGUCCGCUAUCUCCUCCUCGUUGGCCCUCGUUUCCUAAUUCGGCUGCGGAUUGGGGCUGGGUCUCGGGUAUGUAUCCAUCCUGGUUAUUGUUUGUUAUGUAAAGGUAGAGGAAUGCCAGAAUGUUCGUUUAUUCUUUGGGUGAGGAUUGUGGAAGAUAAAGCCAGACCAGGCCCCAGGCGACAUCUCUGCUUGGGCUGUGAGAAAUUGAGAAGCAGCACCCUAAAACGACUUCGGAUCUUACGGUGUAGAUUGUGAAGAGUAUAUCUUUCUUGUGUUUCCUGUACUCCUUAUUGGUGUAUGUACAUUAUGUAAGGACAUGAUUUGCAUCUGGUUCCUUACAUCUCCUUACUGCUGUUUCAAAAGGGUUAUAGUGUCGGGAAUGGUCUUAUAACCAUUGUUCAUUUGUUUAGAGUUGCAUCGGAGAUCCUAUCGAUUAAGUUGAUUGAAUGAUAUUUAGUGAUAAA
This is a messenger RNA of Linum tenue, 2836 nucleotides long. NCBI's taxonomy places the organism in Eukaryota, Viridiplantae, Streptophyta, Magnoliopsida, Malpighiales, Linaceae. The record is from the annotation of a GenBank genome assembly.